AUGGACUUUGAGAAAGCCAGAGCUGAACGGAAGUUACAAUUGCAAGAAUUAGAGAAUAUUCGCCUAGAAGCUUAUGAAAACUCCAGGCUGUAUAAAGAGAAGGUGAAAGCUGUGCAUGAUAAGAACAUCAAGAGAAGAGAGUUCCAACCCGGGGACUUAGUCCUCCUUUACAACUCCAAAAUGCGGCUCAUGCCAGGCAAACUGAGAUCCAGAUGGGACGGUCCCUAUCGAGUAGAGAAGGCGGAGCCAUAUGAAGUCUUUCACUUGAGCCAUUCUUCAAGCUCUGAACUUAUAAAGGUUAAUGGACAUCGCUUGAAGUUAUUUCAUGGUGAAAAGAUGGCAAAAAACAUGGAGCUAGAGAUCUUCCUCUUGUAA
This is a messenger RNA of Arachis duranensis, 375 nucleotides long. RefSeq lists its product as uncharacterized. The coding region runs from base 1 to 375 and encodes 124 amino acids. NCBI's taxonomy places the organism in Eukaryota, Viridiplantae, Streptophyta, Magnoliopsida, Fabales, Fabaceae. The record is from RefSeq and is a predicted model, not a curated record. The transcript has a single exon.